AUAUUUUUUAUCAAUUUACAGACGAUUGUUGAUGUUCUUCGUCAGGCUGCAAAAACUUGUGUUGUCAAAAGAGAGUUUAGAAAAGCAGAAUUCCUAAUCAAACAAGCAUUACAUACAGCCAGGAUAAAUUUUGACCCAAAGCAUCCUAAGUUUGGGGACACUCUGCUAGACUAUGGUUUCUACUUGCUAAAUGUGGACUCUAUUAAUAAGUCGGUCAUAGUGUACCAGAAAGCACUGGAUGUAUGGCAAACAGCUUUUGGUGGCUAUAACUUACAUGUGGCCAUAGUACAUGAAGACCUGGCGUAUGCUUCGUACGUGCAUGAAUAUAGUUCAGGGAAUUUCAAAGUUGCAAGAGACCAUGCGGAAAAAGCCAUGGAUAUUAUGCACCAUCUGUUACCUCAAGAUCAUCUUCUUUUGGCAUCUUCAAAAAGAGUGAAAGCUUUGAUACUUGAAGAGAUAGCUAUUGAUAACCAAGACAAAGCUAUAGAACACAAGCUUCUUCUGGAAGCCCAGGAAUUGCAUCUCUCUGCUCUCCGCCUCGCCCAGCAAGCAUUUGGAGAAAUGAAUGUACAAACAGCAAAGCAUUAUGGGAAUUUAGGAAGAUUGUAUCAAUCUAUGAAAAAGUUUAAUGAUGCUGAAGAAAUGCAUCUAAAAGCUAUCCACAUAAAGAAAGAAUUGUUGGGCCCUGACGACUAUGAGGUUGCCCUUUCUGUCGGCCACCUGGCUUCCCUGUAUAAUUACGACAUGGAACUCUUUGAAAGAGCUGAAGAGCUGUACUUACGAUCAAUAGAAAUAGGGGUAAAACUGUUUGGAGAAGGAUACAGUGGAUUGGAAUAUGACUACCGUGGUUUGUUACGGGUUUACACCUUUCUCGGUGAGCCUCAGAAGUACAUGAACUACCAGCAGAUUUUACAGAGGUGGAACGAGAUACGUAAUCGAAGCACGGAGAGGGAGAAGCACCAGUGUCCAUUGUCACUCCAGAUGGAGUUAGUUCCUCCAGAAAACCUGUUUCCGAUGCUCCACAGUUUAGAGUGAUGGAGUCGGUUUGCUUUGUAAAGAUAUAGUCUUGAAUGCAAAAAGCAUUUUUUUUAUCACUCACAGCUUUGGAAAUGUUUUACAAGGUGUUCAACAUUGAGCAGGGAUAAUUUAAUUUUGCACUCUGAUGAUGAUAAGUUUGGAAAUACUAUGCAUUUAUUGAAUUUCUUACAAAUAUGGUGUCACCAGUACACACACAAAAUCUGAGCAGUAGUGGAUUACUGAUUUGGUACUGCUUAUCAGUUCCUUAUAAUAUCACUAGUAAACAUAGAAGCUGAACAGUAGUAGAUUACUGAUUUGGUACUGCUUAUCAGUUCCUUAUAAUAUCACUAGUA
This is a messenger RNA of Limulus polyphemus (Atlantic horseshoe crab), 1370 nucleotides long. Its product is annotated as amyloid protein-binding protein 2-like. Gene Ontology annotation, biological process: intracellular protein transport. The annotation marks the transcript as partial. The record is from RefSeq and is a predicted model, not a curated record. Gene Ontology annotation, molecular function: protein binding. The transcript has 8 exons. NCBI's taxonomy places the organism in Eukaryota, Metazoa, Arthropoda, Merostomata, Xiphosura, Limulidae.